Molecule: messenger RNA, 1281 nt
Organism: Hemiscyllium ocellatum (epaulette shark)
Lineage: Eukaryota; Metazoa; Chordata; Chondrichthyes; Orectolobiformes; Hemiscylliidae
Gene: agbl4
Product: AGBL carboxypeptidase 4
Exons: 11
Coding region: 7-1281 (424 amino acids)
Biological process (GO): proteolysis
Molecular function (GO): metallocarboxypeptidase activity; zinc ion binding
Source: RefSeq, a predicted model, not a curated record
AUUAAAAUGGCGGACAAGAGAAAUGAUUCUGGUAGUGAAAAUGGAGGUGAAGAUACGGUAGUUGGGAAUGUCAGUAAGUUUCUCGUUAUUCCCACUGGUUACACUGGACAUCCUAAGAAGGGACAUUUAAUAUUUGAUGCCUGCUUUGAAAGUGGAAACCUAGGUCGUGUUGACUACAUCUCAGAAUUUGAAUAUGAUCUAUUUAUCAGACCAGAUACAUGCAAUCCUCGUUUUAGAGUCUGGUUUGACUUUACUGUGGAAAAUAUGAAGGAAUAUCAGAGAGUAAUUUUUAAUAUUGUCAACUUCAGCAAAACGAAGAGCCUCUACAGAGAUGGAAUGACACCAGUUGUGAAAUCUACAAGCAGACCAAAAUGGCAACGACUUCCUUCAAAAAAUGUCUAUUACUACCGCUGUCCAGAUCAUCGGAAAAACUACGUGAUGUCAUUUGCCUUUUGCUUCGAUCGGGAUAAUGAGGUGUACCAGUUUGCUUACUGUUAUCCUUACACCUAUACUCGCCUGCAACAUUACCUAGAUAACCUGGAGAGAAGGAAUAUGGAUUACUUCAAAAGAGAUUUGCUUGGUCUAAGUGUGCAACAACGGCGUCUUGACCUCUUGACAAUAACAAACCCUGUAAAUCUCAAUCCAGGAGUAGAACAAAAGAUUGUCUUCAUCACAGCCCGUGUACACCCUGGGGAAUCACCUGCAUCGUUCGUGUGCCAGGGUUUUAUUGAUUUUCUUGUCAGCCAGCACUCAGUUGCCAAGGCUCUGCGGGAUGUUCUGGUCUUUAAAAUAGUACCAAUGCUCAAUCCUGAUGGAGUAUUUUUGGGUAACUAUAGGUGCUCUUUAAUGGGGUUUGAUCUAAAUCGACACUGGCAGGAUCCCUCUGCUUGGGCUCAUCCUACACUUUAUGGUGUAAAGCAGCUAAUUGUGCAAAUGUAUGAUAAUCCGAAAGCAAGCAUGGAAUUCUACAUUGACAUCCACGCUCAUUCAACUAUGAUGAAUGGAUUUAUGUAUGGAAACAUCUUUGAGGAUGAAGAGAGAUUCCAGAGGCAAGCAGUCUUUCCUCGGCUUCUCUGCCAAAAUGCUGAGGAUUUUUCAUUUUCCAGUACUUGCUUUAACCGAGAUGCAGUGAAGGCAGGCACAGGACGUCGCUUCCUUGGUGGUCUUCUGGAUGACACCUCCUACUGCUACACACUGGAAGUUUCCUUUUACAGUUAUGUGGUAGGAGGAACUACCAGCACAGUUCCUUAUACAGAAGAAGCUUGUAUCCUUUUAAUGUAA